CGAUUAGUAACAGUUGGGGAACUAUUGCUGGGCAAUAACUUCGUAUUACUAAAUCGUGAUCCACGUUCAUAAUUUUGUAAUAAAAAGUUUCUAUAUAAAUAAGAAGUUCCCUAUAACAGUGCAGUGUGUUUCUGAACUUAGUGCAGCUAAAAUGAAAGUGUUGAUCUUUAUUUGUCUCGCAAUAAUCCACGGAUCAUACUGUGUGGAUGAUUAUGUGUCAGUUUCUUGCAAUUAUGGUUACGUCAAAGGGAAAGUCGUUCAUGGAAAUGAGAAGCCUUAUGAAGCGUUCUAUAGUAUACCAUAUGCUAAGCCACCUGUUGGGCCUCUGAGGUUCAGCAAUCCUGUCCCUUGCGAUUCGUGGAAAAAUGCCUAUGACGCCACGUAUCCACGUAGUGAGUGCCUUCAGAAAAUCUACUAUGGAAAUACACCUUACGUCAAAGGUGACGAAGACUGCCUCUACCUGAGUGUAUAUCGACCAUGCAACAGAAAACCCCAUGAAAAACUUCCAGUUAUUGUCUAUUUUGGUUUCGGUGCAUUCACUAAUUCUUACACGAGUCCCGAGAAUCUCUCACCAGACUACUUCAUGGAUACCGAAAGAGUAAUAGUUGUUGUUGUUCAAAGUCGUCUUGGUCCCUUCGGGUACCUGAGUUCAGGCGAUACACAUUGUUUAGGAAAUUUUGGCCUCAAGGAUCAAAGACUAGCUCUUCAGUGGGUCAGUGACAAUAUUGAAGCAUUCCAAGGCGAUUGUGACUGUGUAACACUUAUGGGAGCUGGUUCAGGUGCUAUUUCUGCUGUUUAUCACUGGCUCAAUGACGAUACCUCACAAUUCUUCCAAAAAAUAAUCCUCAAGAGUGGCAAUUUUCUUUAUCAUGGAGCUGUCCUUGAAGACCCCUACGAACAAUUCCUUGAUCAUGCCAAAUUGAUUGGAGUGCAAUAUCCUGAGAAGCUCUCUACACUUGAACUCACUGAAAAACUCCGAAAAGCUGAUGCAAAACUUCUCCUGAGUGCUACUGAUAUGUUACCAUAUUGGAAAAAAUUCGAAUACUAUCGACUAGUUGUUGAAGCAAACUGCAACGAAGCGUACGUUACGAAAGAUCCAAGAACAGCCUGGGUGUCAGGACAUUUUGAGCCGAAGCCACUAUAUGUCACCUUUACCCAGAAUGAUGGAAAUGUGAGAGCUGGAGUUCUUCUCGAUAAGCACCUCAGGAAGCAUUUCAAUUUGAAUGUUGAGAAAAAUCUUCCUGAUGCUCUUGACAUUGAUCCCAAAAACUUUCCUGACGUAAAACACUUCUACUUCAAGGACGGAGAUUGUAAAAUCACAGAUUACAAUAUCUGGACAUAUUUGGAUAUAUUCACAACCAGAUAUUUCGAGCAGUCUCUGUACAACACAGUCAAGUGCUACGUUCGUAACGUUAAUACCCAAAAAUAUCCACUAUCAAUCGAUAAAUUCAACUUUAACGGACCCUGUCACUUCACUAAAGUCUUCACAGGUUACGACGUGAAUCUCGGUACGGGAUUCAGCGAUGAUCUUCUUUAUCUCUUUAGAUUCCCAUCGCUGUUUACGGAUUUUGACUACAAAUCCGUUGAUUACCAAGUGAAGAACAUUUACGUGGAUACACAUAUCAACUUUGCCGUAACUGGUUGGCCUAACCAAUGGUCACAUCUGGCUACAUGUGAUAACCUAUAUUUCGAGAAAUAUGGCUUCUGCGAGUAUCAAGAGUUUGGCAAUCAAACUCAAUAUGUCAACAGAGUUUUGCACAAUCAAGCGACCGUCGAACCAUCUAACUACUUCGAAUUGGAUCAAGUCAAUCUUUGGAAUCAGCUUACUUCUCACAAUUAAGUUAAAUAUGGAUAUUGCUAUCACAAAAUUUGUUUGAUUUUUGGUGUUUUUCCUCUGUAUGUUGUUAAUUUUUUUACAAUUAUUUUUUUUUGUUUUUUUCCUGAAAUUGCUGAAAAACGGUACGAACUUAGUUGAGCACCUAGUACAAGAUCAUCUUCUUGACAGACGCAUCGUUUUCUUUCUGCAUUAGAAAGACACAUAUUGUAACGAAACUUAGUAACAUGAUUUCAAAACCCAUUAAAAAAUACAUAUUUCUGAAUUAGUUAGAGUCAAAGAAUCUUGAAUUAAUAAUCUAUGACUCUGAGGCUAUUUUUUCAAAUUUGACACUUUAAGUAGCUCGAAAGGAUAUUGCAAAAUAUUAGUCACGAAAUCCAUAAACACGACUUCAUCAGAUAUUUAAAAAACAUGUAAAUUCAAAUUAGCAACUGAUAGCAAUGAUUAGGUAUCACCAAGUCACGACACACAUUCACAACUUUGAAAUAAAAGAUUGAGCACAGAAA
Messenger RNA from Phlebotomus papatasi, 2340 nucleotides. Its product is annotated as juvenile hormone esterase-like. Bases 152 to 1840 code for a protein of 562 amino acids. NCBI's taxonomy places the organism in Eukaryota, Metazoa, Arthropoda, Insecta, Diptera, Psychodidae. The record is from RefSeq and is a predicted model, not a curated record. The transcript is spliced from 3 exons.